AUGAAAUCAUACGAAGCUGCUACAAUGAAGAGUAAAUGCUGGAAGAUACUAUCAGCCAUUGUCAGUCGCUUGUUUUUCAGCCUUCAUGGAUUCCUUAUGAUACUUUUACUAUCAGCGAUGGAAAAUAAUUUUAGUUACCUUGUACUGCUAAGUAUCAUUUUUCUGUUGUUCUUUGAGAUGAUCAUCACGCUACGGGAAACUAAGAAAGGAGAAUGGAAAUGGUUUUCCCCCAUGGUGUUUAUAUAUCUGUGUUCUGUUAUUCCUCCAAUUUUUAUCAUGGAACUGGGUCUUCUACAAUUCAGAAUUGGAAUAAGCAAUGUUACACAUCAUGAGUCCUACCUUUCUACUCUCUCUCAGGUGUACACAGAAUACUCAAAUGAGCUUCAAGCCAUGGAGGAAAUACUGAUUUUGGUCCUAGUCAUAGGACGCUGGUUGAUGCCAAAAGGUUACAUGAACAGAGAGCAGCUCUGUCAGCUUCUCUUGACUUACCUUGCGUUGGGGGCAGAUAUAUUGGAUAUUUUACAACUAAUCAAAGAGACAAAAAUUAAUACUAACAAGCCUGCAGCUGUUGUUGGUUUGUGCCUUUUUUCCUGGGCAAUCCUGCAAUUCGCAAUAGUGCUCACUCAGACGUCAGCACCAACAUUUCGGAUAACAAGCCUCACAGAAGAGUCAUUGUCAACAACUGAUCAAAAGAGACCCCGAAUAACUUCAUGCUGCACUAAUGAGAUGUGGAGCGUUAUCAUCACGAUUGGGAUGCAAGAUGGACCGUUUCUUAGCAGUGGUCACACCACCUUUCAGGCUUCGCCUGAACACAGGAAACUUGUGAAGGAGACACAGUUCAAAGAAGAGGGGAUGGAGAGGGAGGAAGGGGAGAAAGCAGGAUGGGUGACAGGGGCUACAGGUCUGACGGAGAGUUAA
Nanorana parkeri is the source of this 918-nucleotide messenger RNA. Its product is annotated as transmembrane protein 26-like. The transcript has 5 exons. Lineage: Eukaryota; Metazoa; Chordata; Amphibia; Anura; Dicroglossidae. The record is from RefSeq and is a predicted model, not a curated record. The coding region runs from base 1 to 918 and encodes 305 amino acids.